UGUAAACAAUUUUGUUGUUGUUUAGAUCAAGUUUCAGCCAGCAUCCAUCAAGAAUGGAAAAGACUUCAGAGACGAAAACAUCUCAGAGUGCCGUGCCCAAGCUCUCCAGAAAUGAGCACUUUCUCUUCAUAUUCACCAGGAUCUUCACCGCCACGCAAAGAUCAACCCCUCUUCACUCUAAAGCAAGUAACCCUAAUCUGUGAAAGGAUGCUAAAAGAAAGAGAAACACAAGUGACAGAGGAAUAUGAUAAAGUCUUGAGAGAAAAACUUGCAGAACAAUAUGAUGCAUUUGUUAAAUUCAACUAUGAUCAGGUUCAAAGGAGAUUUCAUGAGACACCACCAACAUAUGUUUCAUAGAAUUCAUCCUGAGCUGGCUCGGAGGAAUCAUCAUUGUCCACUUCCAAGUAGUUCUCAUUUCUUGAACCAGUGCAGCAGGGUUUACAGAGUUGCUGCAUGGUUAAUCAUGAACAAUUAAUUGACAAUUGCAAAUGACUGUUUUCUAAAUGAUCAUCAGGAACUCAAUUCGUUUUUAAUCUUGUCUUGUCGUUGUUCUAUUAGUGUAUACAGUACAUAUUUAGUAACAGAUAUCAAAUGUUAAAACCUUCUAUACUGAGUAACCUUUGCUUUAUAACAUUGACCAACUAGGUACUAACGUUCUGUCUUUCCAUUUACUGUAUUCUGAUCCUCUUAAACUUUGUUGUUCAUUGUUAUACAUGUAAAUAUGUUUGUAAAUAUGACCAGCUGAUUAGUUCAAGUUGUAAAUCUUCUGUGUUAAUUAAUCUAGAAUUUUAGUGUCAAAUCAUAGUCCGGUUGUCUGUUGACAUUAAAUUGCAUUUCGCUGUUAGGAGCAACAGGAAAAAUAAAAUUUAUUCUAUGCCUUACAUGUUUUACUGCA
Orbicella faveolata is the source of this 895-nucleotide messenger RNA. Its product is annotated as akirin-2-like. The record is from RefSeq and is a predicted model, not a curated record. Gene Ontology annotation, molecular function: transcription coregulator activity. Lineage: Eukaryota; Metazoa; Cnidaria; Anthozoa; Scleractinia; Merulinidae. Gene Ontology annotation, cellular component: nucleus; chromatin. Gene Ontology annotation, biological process: positive regulation of innate immune response; positive regulation of transcription by RNA polymerase II.